This is a messenger RNA of Pollicipes pollicipes, 1410 nucleotides long. Its product is annotated as 2-acylglycerol O-acyltransferase 2-A. The record is from RefSeq and is a predicted model, not a curated record. Bases 136 to 1155 code for a protein of 339 amino acids. The transcript has a single exon. Gene Ontology annotation, biological process: triglyceride biosynthetic process. NCBI's taxonomy places the organism in Eukaryota, Metazoa, Arthropoda, Thecostraca, Pollicipedomorpha, Pollicipedidae. Gene Ontology annotation, molecular function: diacylglycerol O-acyltransferase activity. Gene Ontology annotation, cellular component: endoplasmic reticulum membrane.
CGGUGAGGGGGCUCAGCCGCGACCGGCGAUUGCAUGUGGCCUCGGCUCGCCAACGCCAGUCCGUCCGUGGCGACGCGUGGAGGGUACGUCCGCGAGGAUCCGCGAGUGGUGUAACCCACGGGAAGCGGCGUCGCUAUGAAGAUCCUCGGCAUCCAGUUCGCCCCGUGGCGCAUCCCCUGGCAGCGGCGCCUGCAGACCUCCGUCGUCGCUUCCUGGAUCUCCACGUUCGUGUUCAUGGGCCUGGGCGGGCUGCUGCUGCUGGCGUACCUGCUGCUGUUCACGCGCUUCUGGUGGGUCUCGGUGGCGUACGCCGGCUGGUUCUGGUACGACAAGGACGCGUGCAACCGCGGCGGCCGGCGCUGGCAGUGGGUGCGGCGCUGGCAGCUCUGGCGCCACUUCCGCGACUACUUCCCCGUGCGCCUGGUGAAGACGUGCGACUUCAGUCCGGACGAGAACUACCUGGUCGGCUCGCACCCGCACGGCGUGCUCUGCGCCGGCGCCUUCUGCAACUUCUGCACGGAGGGAAACGACUUCUCCGGCACGUUCCCCGGCAUCACGCCGCACAUGCUCACGCUCGAGGGCAACUACUCGCAGCCGUUCUACCGCGAGUUGUUCAUGGCCACGGGUGGCGUGGCGGCCACCAAGCGCUCGAUGGAGUACCUGCUCUCGCUGCCCACGCGGGGUCAUAUGCUGGUGCUCGUGGUCGGUGGCGCCCCCGAGGCGCUGAUGGCUCGUCCAGGAGUCAGCCAGCUCUACAUCAACCGCCGCAAGGGCUUCAUCAAGAUCGCGCUCCGCUUCGGCGUCUCCCUGGUGCCCGUCUUCCACUUCGGCGAGACGGACGUCUACACGCAGGUGUGGAACCCGGAGGGCUCGCGCCUACGCCGCUGGCAGGAGUGGCUGAUGCACUACAUCGGCUUGGCCCCCGUGCUCUUCCUGGGGCGCGGCAUGCUCCAGUACAACUUCGGCAUCGUGCCCUUCCGCCGGCCCGUCACCACGGUCCUGGGACGGCCGAUCCCCGUGCAGAAGAGCGCCGACCCCAGCCAGCAGCAGAUAGACGAGCUGCACGAGCGCUACAAGGUGGCGCUGAAGGAGCUCUACGACACGCAUCGGCACAAAUACGCGCUGGAUCCGACCGUGGAGCUGGAGUUUAAGUGAAGGCGGCCGGGCGUGAGUCGCUCGCAGUUGAUGAACGUCCACUACCGCUGGUGUUCUUUUGUAGUAAGCCUGCGUGUCCGAGUGUUAAGUCUUUCAGUGUGUGGGAUGUCGCAUGCAUUUAUUGAAACGGAAAUGUUGUAGCGUACUGGCAGAUAGGUGGUGGCUUUUCAGCACCACCCACGUUAAGCCGUGAUGUUGUCAUUGUGACGCUUACUGCGAUGUCGAAAUCGGCUGUUUGUUGUGGUUGUAGUCGUA